This is a messenger RNA of Orbicella faveolata, 1421 nucleotides long. Its product is annotated as BAR/IMD domain-containing adapter protein 2-like 1. Gene Ontology annotation, cellular component: cytosol; nucleoplasm. Gene Ontology annotation, molecular function: protein binding. Lineage: Eukaryota; Metazoa; Cnidaria; Anthozoa; Scleractinia; Merulinidae. The record is from RefSeq and is a predicted model, not a curated record. Gene Ontology annotation, biological process: plasma membrane organization; actin filament bundle assembly; positive regulation of actin filament polymerization.
CUACUGACCGGUGGGGCGUGCAAUUUUCUCUGCACGAAAGCGAGACACCGCCGGCAGCUCUCUCACAACUUUCGCAAUUGUCAUGAAAACACUUGAGGUUUAGUCGAUAAAAUGGAUGUCUUGAAGGAUUUAGAGACGAAAACAGAACAGGAGCUUCAUGAUAUCACGAUAUCGACGUACCAAAAUGUCAUUGACCUAUCCCCGCUGCUGAAAGAGCUCUCUACAAACGCCAAGAAUUACCUCAAAUCAUUGCAAAAUGUCGGACAAACUGCAUUUUCAUUCUUCGAUUCCCUUGGUAAAGUCUCACAAAUGGCGACCCAGUCCAAAGGAAUUGCAUCUUCACUUGGGGAAGCUAUAACGGAUUUGGUAACUGUGAAGAGAGUCAUAGAAACAAGGCAUCUUGAUGUGGUAUGUUUAAGUUAGCAAUGAUAUAAAUUAUUAAUAAUAUUAUUAUUACUGAACAAGCUUGUUUGGUUUAGGAGGCUGGAUUUCGGCCUCAUUCUGUGGACUGAGGAGCAUAAACACUCAGAAAAAGAAUGUGACCAAAAUUCAGGCAUCUUGACUUUACGUUUGGUCAGUAGCCCAUAAUAUAUUUAUUAACUGGGGAAAAUAUUUCCAAGUUCUAUGAACUGAACAGGAGUCGAACCUAUUUAGCCAACUUUCUGCACAGCGGUCAAAUGCUUUACCAUACACUAGGACACUCUGGGGUGCUAGGUCGCCUUCAAUACAUUUAUAAGCCAGAGGAACAACAAUCAAGCUUUUUUUUGCUUGAAUAAAAUGUUUCUUUAAUAGAUAGGUAAAGUUGAUCAUGACUAGUUUACUCUUGUCUUCUCUUAAUUAAAAUGUGUUGUGUAACUGAGGAUUGUUGAAAUUUGAUGUGUCCAUGCUUUUUCAAAAAAGACUUGAUCUUCAUAGUAGACCAUAUUGAUAAGAAAAAAGUAAAAUUUGAAAAUUGUCAAUAAAUGUUUCAGAGAUGAUGUGAUGAUCUUAAUUUUGUGUAAUCCUUUUCAAGGCUGUAACAUUGUGUGUGAUUAACUUUUUGAUAAUCCUGGUCAUAAAUAUUGACACCUUAUUGUAAAAACAUAGUUGAGGUACAAGUAGUAUAUGACCCUAAAAAAACAAUAUCUAAGGCAUUUGUUUAUCUAUUUGUUUUAUUGGGUGGAAUAAUUACGGUGUGGAUUACAAUCACAAUAAUUUAUUAUGAAAUCCUAGCCCUAGAGUGUAUAUAUAAUAAAUAAUCAGUUUGGAUAAAGGAAGCAAAAUAUUGUUUUUGCACCAAUGCAAGCAGUGUGCACAGAAGAAAGCCAAAUAUUUUUGCUGAUUGAACAAAAUUUAAAGUAAUGCUUGCUGAAGCAUUUAUCAUGUUGAAGUUUUUUCCCUUUAUUUAAUUUGAUCAUUAUUUAAACUUGAGUAACCAUUUG